This is a messenger RNA of Arachis ipaensis, 552 nucleotides long. The record is from RefSeq and is a predicted model, not a curated record. NCBI's taxonomy places the organism in Eukaryota, Viridiplantae, Streptophyta, Magnoliopsida, Fabales, Fabaceae.
AUGGUAGAAAAACAUGAGGCUCAAUUUGGUACCAUAACGGCUCAAUUAUCCAACAUCACCGAGAUACUUUCAAGGUUGUCUCUACCUUCCUCCAACAACUCCAACCAACCCUCAAGCUCUUCUAAUCUUGCAUCCCAACCCCUUCCAAAUCCAAAGAAUGGUCUCAACGCCAUCACUCUAUGUUCAGGGGCUUGCGUGAGCAUCAUGCCACUCUCCAUAUUUGCAAGGUUGAAACUAUCUCUGUUAAAAAGGUCGGCCGCCAAGUUUGCCUUAGCCGACAAGAGUGUGAUCACUGUAAUGGAAAUAGCGGAAGAUGUACUUGUGGCAAUCAAGGACUUGGUAUUUCCGGUUGACUUCUACAUCAUUGAGAUGCCUCCAACAGAGAAUAGAAGUUCUUCCUCCGUUCUACUUGUUAGACCCUUCUUGAAGACCUCUAAAUUCAAAUUGGAUGCCUUCAUCGGCACAUACUCCUUUGAGGUCAGAGACAAGACAAUCAAGUUUAACUUGGAUGAAGCCAUGAAAUACCUUCCCGAAGAGCAUUCCGUUUUCUGA